Molecule: messenger RNA, 5888 nt
Organism: Hemibagrus wyckioides
Lineage: Eukaryota; Metazoa; Chordata; Actinopteri; Siluriformes; Bagridae
Gene: dpy19l3
Product: dpy-19 like C-mannosyltransferase 3
Exons: 17
Coding region: 722-3082 (786 amino acids)
Cellular component (GO): nuclear inner membrane
Molecular function (GO): mannosyltransferase activity
Source: RefSeq, a predicted model, not a curated record
UGCGUCAGGGCUCAUGGGAGUUUGAGCGCUUUGUUUGCAGUGAAGAUUUGCUGUGCUGGAAAUCCAUUUCCCUUGGUCUUUGAGAGAGCAGACUGAAGAAGUGCACUCAUCAAAGGUGUCUUCAUUGUGUUUGGAGUAGAAAAAAAAGUACAAACAGUCACAUAUAGUCUGGUUCAGUGCUUUCUGUUAAGGUACAUGUACAUGUCUGGGUCAAACUGAGUCAGGCAAAGUUACUUUGGAUGAAACCAAGGUUACCUUAAAGUGAACCGGAUCUCGGUAAGCCAUGAACCCUAGGUCUGAUGUCGGCUUGGUAUCUCCACUGGGAUACCGGUGUGUGAGGCACGAAACAGCUGCAGCCAGGACUCUCUUGAAUUCGCAGUGUGUGAAGUCAUGUCCAUGACAGUUAUAGCACCUUGUGGACGCCAUUUCAGACCGGAGCCGAAGUUUUAGAUCGUUUAAAAAGGACGGACAAAUGCUUUUAACAUUUUCCAAGAGAUGGUCCGAGACUUCAGCUUUCUUUUUCCAUUUUUCCUGCAAACACUGAAAGGUCACCAUUUGUGCUAUGCAAAUACCUUCCUUCCUAUCUCAGCUGUCUUGUCUGGUUGUGGAACGGUCAGUUCUUUUGACCGACUGCUGGUUUGUGUGCCUAUGAAAAUCUCACGAAUUUUCGCCGAUCUCAUAAAAUAUCUUGUAAAAUUUAGAUUUUUUUUUUUGUGUGUAGAUGAGCAAUGUGCUAGUAGCACUGUUUGAGCCAGCUCCUCCUUCAGCUCUGGGAAUCUGGAAAAGCACAGGCUGGAUUCAUACACUGAAUUGUUCACCGAUCGUCAGUGGAAGACAAAAAAAAGAUCUUGCGAAGGCAGCAAUGGAGGCAAGACGCAGAGGCAAGAGCAUGCAAGAGAGUGUUCUGGACAGCGUCGAUUUGGACAACUCUGGAACCAAAGGACACACCAGCAUCUUGAAAACAAGCCAGUGGAGGGACAGAAGUUGCUGGAACUCUUCAUGGAUGAGACUUAAUGACUUGAGUUGUUGGCAGACUGUAGGCAUGGUUACUGGUUUAACAUUAGCAGGAGUGAUUGGACUCUUCCAUGCUUGGUAUGUUUACUCCAUCCAUGAAAACCUGCUCUGGUUUUCACAGCUGGAGGAAGUGGAGCGUGAAAUCUCCUUUCGGACAGAAUGUGGCCUCUACUACUCCUACUACAAACAGAUGCUCAGCGCCUCGUCUAUACAGGAAGGUCUAUCUCAGCUCAUAAAUGACAACACCACCGAGUCUAUGAGGACUAUUAAUAUUCUACAGCGUAUGAACAUCUAUCAGGAGGUGUUGCUGAGUAUACUCUACAGGAUUCUGCCUAUUCAGACCUACCUUGAGCCAGUGUACUUCUACAUCUACACUGUGUUUGCUCUGCAAGCAGUGUAUGUAUUCGCUCUCUUCCUCACCAGUUGGAUGCUCAGUGAUUGCUGGCUGGCUGGGAUUCUUGCUGGAGUCUGGUACAUCCUCAACAGAGUAGACACAACACGUGUGGAGUUCACCAUCUCUCUGAGAGAGAACUGGUCUCUGCCGUUUUUUGCGCUACAGGUGGCUGCCAUCACAUGCUACCUGCGUCCUCAGCUCCGGCUGCAGCACCAGAGGGUGGUGCUGUGGCUGGUGUUUGUCUGCACGCUUUGUUUCUGUCUCACAUGGCAGUUUAAUCAGUUCAUCCUGCUGGUGCAGGCCUUCCUCAUCUUCACUCUCGACUCAUUGGACUUCCUCACAGCUGAGCAGACGACCUCUUUGUACUUGGUCCAAGUCAUGAGUCUGCUGUGUGUGUGGCUGCUGCAGUUCUGUAACUCCAUGGUGUUGGGUUCACUGGUGCUCAGCUUCAUCGUGGCUGUGCUCUUCAUCAAACACUUCCAGACAGGACUGAAGACUGGAGGCCUUGUCACGCGUGUAGGAAAGCUGGCUGUUCAUGCAGUCCUGGUGCUCGCGUUAACUCUCAUCAUCAAUUAUUCAACCAAGCGAGUCCUACAGCUGAGAUCGGAUGAGCACAUCUUCAAGUUCAUAAAGGCUAAGUUUGGCUUGGGGGCUACAAGAGAUUUUGAUGCCAGUCUGUAUCUGUGUGAGGAGGCGUUUGGCUUGUUGCCGUUGGACACGUUCGAUCGUUUAGCCUCUACUCUGCUGAUGUACCCUUACCUCUGUACGCUCUCGGUACUCGUCAUCGUGCUGGCACUUGCCGCUCUUGCCAGCCUGAGAGAGUCUGGAGCUGGACGACGGUCAGGAGUCCCGGAGGAGACAGCAUUCAGCAUGCGUCCAGACGUUGCCUACAACCUCCUCCACACGAUCUUCUUUGGCCUGCUGGCUUUCUCCACCAUGAGGAUGAAGUAUCUGUGGACCGGUCACAUGUGCGCCUUUACUGCCUUUGGCGUGUGCGGUAGGGAGAUGUGGACGCUGUGCCUCCGAGUGAUCCAUUGCAAUACUGAAGGAAAGCUAAAGUUGAUCAGGUACUCCGUUCCGGUAGUGCUGCUGGCAUUCCUUUAUUACAAGUUCUGGCCCAAACUGACAGAAGAACUUUCAGAGCUGCGAGAAUUUUAUGACCCAGACACCGUGGAGCUGAUGACAUGGAUUAGCUCCAAGACCCCCAAGCGUGCAGUGUUUGCAGGAAGUAUGCAGCUUCUGGCUGGAAUAAAGUUGUGCACCGGCCGAGUGCUGACCAACCACCCACACUACGAGGACCAAGCACUGCGGGAAAGGACCCAGCAGGUGUAUCAGAUCUACGCACGUCAGUCUGCUGAAGAGGUACACAAGCUCCUGCGGGCUGCAGGAGCAGACUACGUGGUGUUAGAAGACAGCAUCUGCUACGAGCGUCGUCACAGCCGUGGCUGCAGGCUGAGGGACCUGCUCGACCUGGCUAAUGGACAUAUCAUGGAUGGACCUGGAGAGAAUGACCCUGACCUGGUUCCAGCCUCUCAUCCCCGGUUUUGCCAAGCAGUAAAGACCGGUGAGCCACCCUAUUCCACCUUCUUCACCCGUGUUUUUCACAACAAGACUUUUAACGUCUACAAGCUAAAGAAAUCAAAGAAGAAAGGCAAAAGGAAUGGGGGUGAGUAGACGAAGGACAACGCCUCCUCCAAAUCAGCCACCCACCCCGCUGCUGCCUGUGAGGAAUGCUUAGUUAGCGAGUGAUCACAGUAGGGGUGUGUGUGUGUGUGUGUGUAUGUGUGUGGGACAGAUACCUGAUUAAUCCAGAGCAGGCAGAUGAUGUGGGGUGUGUACGAGACUCUCUAAAGCAACAGGAGCUCAUGUUUAAAGAACAGCACGAGAGACAGCGAGUGAACAUGAGAUGAAAAAACAUUUUUUUCCUUUCCCUUGCCGUCUGUUUUCUGCCUUUCCUUCUUCCUCUCACUCUCUCGCCAUGAUCUUAUGCAUUAAACAUGUUUACACAUAUGUUACUAGAACAUAGUUAUUGAAAAGAAGCAUGUUACACUUUUGUUUCCCCUUCGCAUUUCUUCCAUCUCUCACGUGCUGAAGGAGAGGUGUGGGGGAAAAAAAAAACAACUCCAUGUGAUACUCAGAGAAUCAUUCAAAACUAUUGAGAUAAUUGUUGUCUUAACACUGUAGCCAGAGUCAUAGCUCACUGUCAGAGCACGUUUCCAUGCACAUGUCCACGAGCGUACGUCUGCUGCUCUCCCGAUCUUCUAACAGUGACUAAUAAGAGGGAGACUUGGUCACGAGUGCAGCACAAGUGCCAUAAAUUCUCACUGUAAUGCCUAACGGCUCUAGCACUGUGAAUAUCAUUGCUUUUUUGUUCCGUUUAAUUAGCAGGAGUGUAAUUUAGUGCUUGGCACGUUGCCAUGAGCGACGACAAAAGAACAAUGAAUAUGAAUUUUUUUUUUUUUAAAUGUACAGUCUAUUGUGUAAGAUUUUAACUGGAUGCUGGUAGGUUUAGUAUGAAUAUACGACAUUCACUUGUGUGAUAAGGCAAAAAAAUAUAUAAUGUAUAUAUAUAUUCGAUCAGCCAUAACAUUAAAACCGUCUGUCUAAUAUUGUCCACAAGACCUCUGAAGGUGUCCUGUCAUAUCUGGCACCAACACAUAAGAUCGCAGUUAAUUGUCCCACAGUUCCUCGAUCGGGUUGAGAUCUUUUUUUUUCAUGUUUCUUGAACCAUUCCUAAACAAUUUGUGUAGUGUGGCAGGGAGCCUUAUCCUGCUGAAAGAGGCCACUGGCAUCAUGGGAUACUCUGCCAUGAAGGGGUGUAUUUGGAAUUUAUAUAUUCCCAUAAAGCUGCUUUACGGCAAUGUCCACAUUAAUGCCAGGAACCAAGGAUUUCCAGCCCUGCCUUCUUCUUAUAAUGAAUCCUGGAGAGAGCUCUUCAGAGGUAAGCAACGUAAAGCACCUGGCCGUCCACAUGAUGUAAAAAAAACUGAUUCAUCAGAUCAGGUCACCUUCUUCCAUUGCUCCAUGAUCUAGUAUUGAUGCUCACACGGCUGUUGUAAACCAUUGUGGGCAAACCAGAAUGACCAAUAAGCAGCAAGCUACCAUGCACUGUUGUUUCAGCACCACAGCCAGUAUUUACAUUAUAGACAGUAUUAACCCUAUGCUACGUUAGAUCUUUUGUGAGAUUGGAUCACACGAUCGAAGAGCCUGGGGCUCCCAGGACCCUGUCACUGGUUCACCACUUGGACAACUUUUGGUAGACGAAAAUAUAUACCGGGAACACCCCACAAAACCUGCUGUUAUGGAGAGGCACUGAAUCAGUCAUCUAUCACAAUUUGGCCCUUGUCACAGUUCAAUUUCUCAUUUUUCCAGUUUCCAACACAUCAAGUACGAGAACUGACCGUUCGCAUGCUGUCAUUCUUGCCACUGCAAGGAGAUAAAAUGAAUCCAGGCUAGUGAUGUUACUUGAUCUUUUUGUUUCAUUAAGCCUUGAAUUAGAUAUUUGCAAACAUUUUUUUCCCAGUCAGCCCAGUACAGCAACCAAACCCAAGCAUAAUUAAGCAUAAUUUGGUUUUAAUUUAUCUCUUGGCCGGUUUCAGGCCCAGGCUUCUGCUAAAGUAUAUCUGUUAUGGAUUGCAGCCUCAUGCCCUAAAUCUAUUCUUUGAUGUUCAACAGGAAUCCUCAAAAGGCUUUCAGUGGAAUACAUUCAUACAUCGGCCUGCUUGGCCAUUUCAUAAAGAUCCUCAAUUCAUGCUGAGCGAAAUCAGCAGGCUGAAAAUAAAGCUCUGUUUUCUGAUAGAGUUAAGCUAUGAGAUCCGGGUGUUUUAUUACAGUACUCGUGGCAUUGAUUACGAUGGAACAUUCCAAUUUAACGCUCUGAGGUGCUGAUUUACUAAAGGUGCGCAUGUGUCAAAAUGUGCUUGCUGAUUUUAUAACACCCUGUUCGGGCGAUUGUGUUCUUCAGAUUAGCAAAAUAACAUGUUGAUUUUAGGUUUGCCCUAAAAAUAUGAAGUUUGUGGCAAUUCUCAAAUCUCUCUCUAGAUUUUCUUUACACACUGUACUGCGCUAAUAUCAGUUGGGAAAAUAAAAAUGCCGUUCAGACUUAAAUAAUAUCUUAUACGUGUGACGAGAGGAAAGCUCAGCUCAUUUUUGUUAUUAUUCAUUUUUUGGCAAAUGUAAUUGAUUGUAUAAUUGUUCAUUUCCCUUCUGUAUUAAUGCACUGAGUCAUCCACCUUUUUUAGCUUAUUUGAUUAGGCUUAAAAAAAAAUAACAAGUCUGGGCAUUCCACUUUCCGAUGAUGGUUAAGGGACAUUAUAUUUGUUUCAGAUUGACGGGCAUUGUUUUUGAUGGUGCUAAAUUGCACUAGCCUGAUCCUGUGAUGUUUGUUUUGAGUGUAUGGGUAAUUGUACAAGGUCGUCAUUUAAACGGUUCUGUUUACCUUUUGUGUUUUCUAAUAAUAAAAAAAAAAAGAUUUGUUCGU